AUGGAUACCUAUUUUGAGAGUGAAUAUGUGCCAGAGGAUCAAAAUGUCAAAGUGGCAAAGACAUAUUUGAAAGAACAUGCUCUCGUAUGGUGGGAUUAUGAACAAGCAGAAAGAAGGAAGAAAGGCAAUGCCAAGAUCAUAUCUUGGGACAUGAUGGUUGGAAAACCUAAAGCAAAUGAUCUAGCAUUCAAUGCUGGCAAAAGCUUAUGGUUACUCGGUUGGUUGAGUGCUAUUAACGAUAAUAAAAAUUCACUGUUCUUAACAAUUUGUCCCAAAGACUUUUUGGUUCAUCAUGCUAUUGCUCUAGGUUUGCAUACAACUACAUUGAUUUUAGUAAAAGGUGCUUUAGAUGCGCGCGGUUCUAAGCUAAUGCCUGAUAAGAAAGAUUUUGGUUAUAGUUUUCCUUGUGAUAGUCCGGGACGGGGCGGUACUUGUGAUAUUUCGGCCUGGGAUGAUUUUUAUUUAGCAGUUUUCUGGAUGUUGAAUACCUUUGGAUGGGUUACUUUCUAUUGGCAUUGGAAGCAUAUUACCUUAUGGCAGGGAAAUGUAACUCAAUUUAAUGAGUCUUCCACUUAUUUAAUAGGAUGGUUAAGAGAUUAUCUUUGGUUAAAUUAUUCACAACUAAUUAGUGGAUACAAUCCUUUUGGUAUGAAUAGUUUAUCUGUAUGGGCAUGGAUGUUCUUAUUUGGGCAUCUUGUUUGGGCUAUUGGAUUUAUGUUUCUUAUUUCUUGGUAUGGCUAUUUGCAAGAACUGAUUGAAACUCUUGCAUGGGCUCAUGAACGCACACCUUUGGCUAAUUUAGUUCGAUGGAGGGAUAAGCUAGUAGCUCUUUCCAUUGUUCAAGCAUGA
This is a messenger RNA of Cryptomeria japonica (Japanese cedar), 849 nucleotides long. Its product is annotated as photosystem I P700 chlorophyll a apoprotein A2-like. NCBI's taxonomy places the organism in Eukaryota, Viridiplantae, Streptophyta, Pinopsida, Cupressales, Cupressaceae. The transcript has 2 exons. Gene Ontology annotation, biological process: photosynthesis. The coding region runs from base 1 to 849 and encodes 282 amino acids. Gene Ontology annotation, cellular component: membrane; thylakoid. The record is from RefSeq and is a predicted model, not a curated record.